CGCCGCAGUUUGAAGCAUUGCAAUGGAAUCGUUCUUGAAUGUGGGAUGACGUUGUAUAAUUUCGCGACUAACACGUGUUUUCGACAAGUGAUUUCGUCAGUUUUUUGUUCGUUUUUGCGAUAGUUCUUUUUCGCAAAAGUAUCUUGUUGUUGUUUUUAUUAUUAUAAUUUUGUUGCGGGUUGAAUUACGCGAAAGAGUCGUGUCGAUUGUCGUUUUUUUGCAGUUUAAAAACUUCUAUUUCGCGGUUCGUGUUUUGUUUCUUUUGUUCUUUUACAAUACAUCAUUUUGUUUUCACGAUUUUUUCAGUUGGUUUUAUUUAAUUACGUGCGUGGUGACGAAAAUUUAGUUCUGUGUUGUUAUAUUUGUGAAGUUCAGUGACAAUUCGGAUGAAAUAAUUCACCAGUCAGUCGAUCAGGCGGAAAAUGGAAGCCACAUAUUGCAUCAAUGGUGCUGAAGCCGAUUUCAACAGAAUGUUUGAUCAGUAUUUAUACAAGAGAUCAGAAAGUAGCGAUCUUGCCUUAUCCAUGCCAACCAAUCAUAACGGAGCAUACCCAGUAAACGAACAGACAUUUCACACGCCUAGUUUCGGCGACGAAGAAUUUGAUAUAACGCCUUUAGGACCGACAGCUACGCCAUCCGGCAACAAUAAUCAACACCCUCCGUCAUAUCAGCAUUCACAAGUUAGGGUUUUAUCGAGUCACACGAGCGAACCAAUGUCGCCGCAAAGACCACAGCCACAAAUGUGCAAUACGAACGGUUAUCAUUACAUGUCACCACCUCUUCCACCAUCGUCGGACCACAAUAGUCGAAGCAUGGGUAUCAGUGUUAGUGCAAAUUAUACCAAUUCUCAUCAGCAACCAGGCUUCAAUACGAUCGCAAAUAACCAAAGUUCUCAAUUACUUCUACUUCAGUCGCAUCAUCAACAAACGUCUCAACAGUCACAGCCGCCUCAAAUGCAGCAGCCAUCUCACUACAACGUGGCGGCGAUGCGAUCAUACGCGCAGUCACCGCAAGCCAACAGUCCGAAUGGUAUGGCCUCGACGCCGGGACCAAAUCCACCCGGAGCCCACGAAACCACCACCACCAGCGAUGACAGCGACGACAGCACGCCGCAUACUACACUAGUUACUGGUAUGAAAAGACCAUCUCCAGAACCGAUCGAAAACGACGCGCAGAAAAUUCAGAAAAAACCUAAACCGACGAAGAAAAAGAAAAAAAGAGAUCCUAACGAGCCGCAAAAACCCGUUUCGGCGUACGCGUUAUUUUUUCGAGAUACUCAAGCAGCUAUUAAAGGCCAGCAUCCGAAUACCAGUUUUGGAGAAGUUUCAAAGAUUGUCGCUUCGAUGUGGGACUCGUUAGACGCUGACCAUAAAAACGUUUACAAGAAGAAAACAGAAACGGCUAAAAAAGAUUACCUAAAAGCUUUGGCAGCGUAUAGAGCAACCUUGGUUUCAAAAGGUGCUGGAGAAAACGACAACGGUGGAUAUGCUGGAGGUUAUGGAGGAUAUGGCGGCGGUUACAGCGGCUAUUCGCCGCCGGCAGGACUUCCAUCUCCUCCGAUCCAGUCGCCGUCGUCGCAUCAGCAAAUACCGCACGGCAGUAUGAACAGUAUGAACAGUAUGAGUAGUAUGAAUAACAUGAAUAAUAUGAAUAAGAAAUCGCAAAUGAUUAUGACGGAUUCCAGACUAACGAUGAACGGUCAUCAACCGAACAUGAUGACGCCGCCGCCACACAUGACGCAAAAUAAUCUCAUAGACCAUACGUCGCAGCAGCAGCAACAGCAACAGCAGCAGCAGCAGCAGCAACAACAACAACCACCGCCGCCAUCUCAACAAAAUUCUCCACAUAACCCCGUUUCGCAACAAGCAUCGCAAUCUUUAAACCCAAAUUAUACUCAUCAGCCGUGGGCAUGGUACAGAAUGAUGGGACCGAAUAAUUAAUAAAUUUAAGUUAGUCUAACGCCGGCACCAAUCAGCGGCAGUUGUAUACUUUGUACAGUUUCCACGUUUCUUAAAUUCUGCCCUACACGAAUACGUACGACGUUCUCGUUUCUCGUUUUGCAGAACAAUGAAGUCUGCAGGACGAGCCAAGUUUUAUAAUAUGUAUAUUGUACUGUACAUACGUACGAGUACAUUCUUUAUUUGUUGUACCUGUAUCAAUCAACACUGUGUAGUUGGACCGAUUCUUGAUAUUUCGUUUUCGUUUUCGUUGGUUGGCGAAUUGCAUCGUAUUUGCGAGCUGCGAGCAGCGAACACCACCAUUCGUAAGUCGUAUUACCUACCUGUACACCUACCUACCGCAAUCGUGUAUUGAGAUGAGAGUGCACUCGAAUACGCAAGUACCUCCUGCUAUCGUCGUCUAGCAUUAUACUUAUACCUACCAUUUUUAUUAUUCGUUUGUUUAGCGAAAUGUUUAGUACCGUCAUCGUUCACGUGACGGCGAUUCAUUUUUACAGGGUUACCAAAUUAAAUUUAUUAUGCUAAUAGUAUAAUCAAAAACGAGACAAGCAAAAAAGAAGGCAUGCUUUGUAAUACAUACCUAGACCUACUACAUAUUUGUAUGUGAAACAAGGCGUCUUGUACAGGUACCGGUACCUAGACCUACAUACUAUACUUCCUUCACGUACUCGUACUGUAUCAUUAUUUUGAUUUGAUUUUUUUUUCUUUUUUUGGUUAUUCACUUGUUUGUUUAAUUAUUUGUUUGUUUGUUUGUUUGUCUGUUUGUUCGUUCAUUCGUUCGUUGUUUGUUUGUCCAUUUAUAUUGGUUUGUUUUUAUAUUGUUACGACGGUGAGAUGAUCGAAUCACUGAAAAAAUCUCGACUCGUUAGUCGUGUUUUAAUUUUCAAUUUUUACGUAAAUGUUAUAAAAUAUUUUUGGGAAAAAAGAGACAAGUUUCGUAUAGAUACUUACCUGUAGAUAUUGAUGUAUAUUUUUUUUUCAUGUGAUCGCAUGUGUAUUGUGUACAUUACCGUGUAUAUAAGUGUAUUAAGGUGUGUGAUGUGUUUUCGUAUUCUAUUUAUGUGCGCUUACUACGUAAUACGUAUACCUACCUACCUAGUUGUACCUAUCUAUCAAUGUUUUAAAAAGCUGCUGAAUCGUAUCGAUAAAUCUAUUAAAUACGUGCACUAAUGGAAAAUUCAUCGCGCCAGUUAUAUGUAUCGAUACAUACCUAUUAGAACAAAUUGUACGUAUUUGGUAACCCUGAGUGUUUUUCCUCCUCUUUACACAAUCGCAUCUCAUAUUUUUGAUUUUAAUUUUUUUUUUUCUUUUUACCGAUUUUCUGUUGUUUUGUUUAUAAAGUGUAACAACCUAAGACGUACAUGUACUAAUAAUAUCGUGUUUUUAAAAACUAUAUGUUCCUAAAUGUUAUAUCGUUGAAUUGGAUUAUUAUUUUUAUUUAUUUUUUUUUUCGUUUUUUGUGGGAAAAAAUAUGCUUGGUCGCUAACGAUACAUUACCCGUAUGCUUGGUUAGUUUUCCAUUAAAUUUUCUCUAAUUUUUCAUCGGACGAGUUUCGUUAGAAAAAAUGUCGAAUUUUACGAAGUUCAUUGUCAACUCGAUUCGAUAAAGCGAUGUAAUUCGGAUUUGACGGCAUCUUUGAUCUUUCGUCGUUACAUAUGUACAAUUAUGUUGACGAAGAUGUCGAAUUGAAAAAUUUUCCAUGUAAUCGUAUUUGAGCGAGGAUAACCCGUAAUUGUUUUUUAUUUUCUCCUUUCUUCAAUAUUGCAUUUACGUAUCUAUAUUUAAGUUUUUAUUAUUAUCAUUUUUUUUUUAUUUUUACUUCUAUUGUUUUCCCUCCCUGUUUUUGUAUCAGUGAAAGUUGCGUUGAACAGUUCGAUAAAUCGUUCGUUCUAUUCGGGUUGACAAAAUCAAAGUUGGUUUCUAUUUUACGGAAACCUUUUGCGAAAUAAUUUUCAUUUGUGAAUUUUUAAUGCGCCAUUGAAGAUGAAAAUUUUAUGGUAAAACCGCGAUGAAAAAUAAUUUUUUUUGAAUGACAAUUCGUUUAUUUUUCUGUUAUUUUUGUUUGGCUGUGUGGGAUAUAAAUAAUACCUAGUAUCUCUGCGUGUAAUACAUUUUUGUUCCGUAAUGUUCGUUGAGUUUGAAAAAUUGCGAACGAAUCGUUUAUCGUGACUGUUCUGCGGAGUGUACUUUUUAGAAUAAUAUUACGAAAAUUUGAAAAAUUGGCAAAAGGCGGUAAUAAAUCUAGUAUUCCUAUAUCGUGUUAAGCUUCGCCGCCUUUAACGUUUGCUCGGUUCGAAAGGAUUAUGUUGCUUAAGAUAACUUACUAUAUAGUUGCCAAGCGUCGUUCAAAAUUAUUUUAUUAUACCUAUCUACCUACAAUCGGCUUUUUAAGCACAAAAACCGUACUUAACAAAUCAACGCUAUGCGCAUAGGAUGAAUAUGGGUGCACGUUACAGUGAUCAUUAAAUUAUUCGCCACAAAGUUUUGUCUUUUUUUUUUUUUUUUUUUUAGUCGAUUACCACUUAUAUAACUUGAAAAUUAUAGCAACAACCUUUGUGAUUCGUUUGUAGAUUGUCUUCCUUCUAUCUUUUCUAUGUAAUAAUUAUAUCAUCAUUUCUGAGAUUACUUAUUCGGUAUUACAAUGAUUUGUUUUUUCUUUCUUUCUUCGUUUCUUUCAUUUUUUUAUUUUUCUUUUUUUUUUUUUUUUUUUUUUGUUAUUUUAUAUUGUUAAUGUUAUUUGAUUACAUAAUUGUACAAAUUACAGCGUAACUCAGUAUUAGCUUGAUGUUAAUUUUGGAAAUGUGUUUAACAUUGACCCACCACUGGUCUCUCUGUUUCUGGUCACUGAAUUUAUUACUUAGAAUUAAGAGUAUAAGGCUUGUGAAAGUAUUUAAGACUCGAAAUAUCUGAUUAUUAUGAAAUUAUCUCAUAGACGUAUGAAACAGAAUCAACAGUUGGUUGGAGCCAAGUUCAAUGUGUAUAUCGUGGUUUUGUUUGUGUUGUCCUCAUUUAGGGCUAUCCAAAAUAUCCCCCAUAACAUUCCAUACAUUAAGACAUUUUAUACUCUUAUUAGAUCGUAUAUACAGUAAAUAUAAUUUAUAUUUUUUUGUAUAUAAUGUAAUAAUUUUAAUAUUUUUAGUUUAAUUUUAAAAAAAUGAAAAUUAGUUUUUUUUUUGUUUUUAUUACGGAUAUUAUAUUAUUGUAAUACGAUUCGUGAUAACGUCUGUAGUAGUUAUACAAUUUUUCAACGCUCAUGUUACUGUUGAUUUAUCCUAUUUAUGUAAAUACCAAAAUAUAUAAAACAAAUUAUU
Messenger RNA from Planococcus citri (citrus mealybug), 5270 nucleotides. RefSeq names its product TOX high mobility group box family member 3-like. NCBI's taxonomy places the organism in Eukaryota, Metazoa, Arthropoda, Insecta, Hemiptera, Pseudococcidae. The record is from RefSeq and is a predicted model, not a curated record. Gene Ontology annotation, biological process: regulation of transcription by RNA polymerase II. Bases 423 to 1940 code for a protein of 505 amino acids. The transcript is spliced from 12 exons. Gene Ontology annotation, cellular component: nucleus. Gene Ontology annotation, molecular function: chromatin DNA binding.